Messenger RNA from Adineta steineri, 2052 nucleotides. The record is from the annotation of a GenBank genome assembly. NCBI's taxonomy places the organism in Eukaryota, Metazoa, Rotifera, Eurotatoria, Adinetida, Adinetidae.
AUGGCAGCUAGCAAAUCAAGUGACGCAAAAAAAGUUCAUCCAGCAUCUGGGAUCUCCACAAAAGCAGCUGCAGAUCGACGAAUGAACAUGCAGAGAAUGCAAAAUGUCCUCCUUAUUUGGUUGGACAACAAUAUCAAUGAAAAUAAUGCUGAUUGUAAUAAUACAAUCAAACAAUUAAAACGUGUAGUUAACAACAUAAACACGUUUACAGAUAGUGAGCAGUGUAUUGAAUUUAUUCGAACAAUUAACAACAACAAAGUAUGUAUGGUUGUUUCUGGUUCACUUGGAAAACAUAUUGUGCCUCAUGUGCAUGAUAUGUCUCAAGUAGACACCAUUUUUAUUUUUUGUAACAAUCAACAAUGGCAUAAACAAUGGGCCAAAGAAUGGCCUAAAAUAAAAGGAGUCUUCACAGACAUAACAUCAAUCUGUGAAGCACUUAAACAAGCUUCUCUCCAAUGUGAACAAAAUGCCACAUCAAUCAGCUUUGUAGCAUCAAACAAGAAACUGGAUCAAUUAGAUCCGUCCUUUAUGUAUACUCAGAUCUUGAAAGAGAUCUUAUUAACCAUCAACUUCGAAGUCAAACAUUUCAGAGAAUUUAUUACUUAUUGUCGUGAAGUAUAUGCAGAUGAUGAAAAUGAAUCAAAAAAUGUUAAUCAACUACAAACAACAUACAAAAACAACAUACCCAUAUGGUGGUAUACAUGGGAUGCAUUUUUAUAUCGUAUGCUCAAUCAAGCAUUAAGAUUAAUGGAUGUUGAUAUGAUUAUUCGAAUGGGUUUCUUUAUUAGUGAUCUUCAUCGUGAUAUUCAACGACUCCAUUCUGAACAAUUCGGUGGCCAUCAAUCAGGUACAACAUUUACAGUUUAUCGCGGACAAGGGCUUCCGAAAGAAGAUUUCACUGAAAUGACAAAAACUAAAGGUGGACUUCUUUCAUUUAAUAACUUUUUAUCAACUAGUAAAAAUCGUAGUGUUUCUCUCGGUUUCGCCCAACAAGCUGCUACGAAUGCUGAUCUUGUUGGAAUACUAUUUGUUAUGUCCAUUAAUCCUACUCAUUCAACUACUCCAUUUGCUUCUAUUACAGAUGUUAGUUAUUUUCAUACAGAAGAUGAAGUUCUCUUUUCUAUGCAUACUAUUUUUCGUAUUGGAGAUAUUAAACCAAUGGAUGGGAAUAAUGAUCUCUAUGAAGUGAAUUUAAUAUUGACUAAUGACAACGACCAAGAUCUUCGUACUCUUACUGAUCGUAUCAGGCAAGAGACCUUUCCAGAUUCGACAGGAUGGUACAGAUUAGGUGAAUUGCUAAAGAAAAUGGGUCAGUCUAACAAGGCUCAAGAAAUUUAUGAAGUUUUACUUCAUCAAACAACGGAUGAAAGUGUAAAGGCACCUAUUUAUAAUCAACUAGGUCAGAUCAAAGAUAGUCAAGGAGAAUAUCCAGAAGCAUUUACAUAUUAUGAAAAAUCACUUGCUAUCUAUGAAAAAACACUUCCUUCCAAUCAUCCUGAUUUGGGUGCUUCCUAUAACAACAUCGGUUUGGUGUAUUACAAUAUGGGUGAUUAUCCAAAAGCACUUUCUUAUCACGAAAAAGCCCUUACAAUUCAACAACAAUCACUUCCUUCUAAUCAUGCUACUUUGGGUGCUUCCUAUAACAACAUCGGUUUGGUAUAUUACAACAUGGGUGAUUAUCCAAAAGCACUUUCAUCGCAUGAAAAAGCCCUUGCAAUCAAACAACAAUCACUUCCUUCCAAUCAUUCUAGUUUGGGCGAUUCCUAUAACAACAUCGGUAUGGUGUAUGAUAGCAUGCAUGAUUAUCCAAAAUCACUUUCUUAUUAUGAAGAAGCCCUUUCAAUUCGACAAAAGUCACUUCCUUCCAAUCACCCUGAUUUGGGUGAUUCCUAUAAUAACAUAGGUAUGUUGUAUGAAGAUAUGGGCAACUAUUCAAAAGCUCAUUCAUUUUAUGAACGUGCUGUACAAAUUGGACAACAAUCAUUACCAACAAAUGAUCCUAGACUUCAAAACUGGAGAAUAAAUCUCGAACUCAUAAAAAACAAAUUAUAA